AUUGCGACGAGUCUCCCACCCGAAAGGUUCGUGGAAAUUCGUAAUAAAAUAUUCUGUAUUAAAUUUGGAAUAAGAUUUUUAAUUUACGAGUUUUACCUCGGUAAAUGUUACUGGUGGGUCAUUACCUAAAUUCCUUUAUUAAAUAGGCCUACCCUAUUUUCUCGGUUGCUCACGAAAGGGAAAAAGGUAACUUGAUAGCCCAUUUUUGCAGCUAUAAAAAUGCUUCGUAUGCGAUUCUACAGUUUAUAUAUGCCGUUAAAGAGCGUGGAUAGACUAUGUGUUUUAGGAUGUGUUAUUAGGCACUAAUAUUUAACGGGUAUUAAAAAAGCCAUAACCUUUAUUUAUGUAAUGUUAUUUUCUAUAUUCUAAACUAUAUAACAUAGUACAUUUUCAAGCAAUUACAGAUUUUAAAGCUGUAUUACUGCUAAGCAAUGAUGCAUUUGACGUUUUCUUUGUUAGUAUGUGCUCAAUUGCUACUGUUGAAGUUGGUUCGAUGCAAUAUAGACCCCACCCAGGCCUACGAACGAUUUUUUGAUCUAGACGGCGUCGGGAAUGUGAAGCUGUAUUGGAAAUAUACUGACACGCAUAUUACAUUCGAGUUGCAUGGUCAAACUACCGGAUGGAUAGGAAUUGGUUUCAGCCCGACCGGGGGCAUGCGGGGCGCCGAUAUUAUUGUGGGUUGGGUCAAGAAUGGGAAUGCAGUUAUAUCUGAUAGACAUGGAGUCGGAAACACUUUCCCACCACGGGACGACCAACAGAAUGUGGAACUUCUCACCGGCGCUGAGUGCAACGGUUGGACUAUGUUGAAAUUUGUAAGACCGUUGAGAACAUGUGACGAAAACGACAGACAAAUCACCAAAAACACAAUGAAAGUAAUUUACGCUUUCGGGGCUGCCGACCCAACCGAUGAUGAUCUCACCCCUAUCAACUAUCACAGAAUGAACAAAGGUGUUCGAAGCAUGAUUUUACUUGAAGGUCCUCGCUUUGUUACACCACUAGUCCCAUCAGAAACUCAUUCUUCGUUCGAUAUUUUAAAUAAUGUUUCUGCGAUUCCCGCAAGGAAAACUUACUAUAAUUGUAUGUUGGUUAGACUACCUACUCUACCGACGAAACACCAUGUUAUUAAAUUUGAACCUUUAAUUCAACCUGGCAAUGAACGAUUUGUUCACCACAUGCUUCUGCACUUGUGCACGAAAAACGAAAAGGAUGUUACUUUGCUGAACACCAACCAUGAGUGUUAUCGAUUGACUUCCCCAGCUGACUUCAGUGACUGCGUUCAAAUUAUUGCUGCAUGGGCGGUGGGGGGCGGGCCUCAUAUUUUGCCCCCUCACGUCGGCUAUCCACUCGGUAACACAAGUGAGCCAGUUUAUGCGAUGCUUGAAAUGCAUUACGACAAUCCAAACCUUAUAUCAGGAGUAUCUGAUCAGUCUGGCAUGAGGAUAUAUUACACACCUGAGUUGCGACAAUACGAUGUCGGUAUUUUAACCAUCGGCCAAAUCGUCAACUCCUACUCUAACAUUAUUCCACCAACGAUUAGCUCCUUCAAACACUACGGUGAUUGCCCAGCUGAGUGUUUAGAGACGGUCAUGGACGAAAUAGGCGUUGACCACAUUAAGGUUGUUGGUGGGUUCUUACACAGUCAUCUACUUGGAAGAAAACUGCGGGUUCGCCAUUUAAGGAACGGAACUGAAUUGCCGAAUAUUCUCCGUGACGAUUCGUACGACUUCGACUACCAGGAAGGCCAUUCACUUACUGAGGAAGUUAUCAUAAGGAAGGGAGAUGCCUUGCAAGUUGUUUGUGAUUACGACUCCUCUGGUAGAAGCACUUACACCACGGUUGGACUUGCCACCGAAAACGAGAUGUGUUUAGGUUUCCUAACGUACUAUCCGAAAGUUCCACUCUCUAUUUGCGAGACUUCACCAUAUCUACUUGAAUUAUUGCAAUAUUUCGGUGUUCAUUUAGCAGGGUUUAAAAGAUACAGUUUAAAUUACGGGAAAAUGGACGACAUAUUAGUUCGGAAACCAAACGAGUUUAGGUUUAAAUCAUUUGGAAGUAUUCUUUCACAGCAACGAUGGACUCGGGCUAGAGCAGAUCACUACAGUGAAGCUGUGAGCAGAAUGCAUAGAAGUCGUAUGUGUAUUGUUAACGGUGUGUGGCUGCAUAUGGGUUUGUACAGAACACAAGCAUUGCAAAUCCAACAUCCUUUAACUGAACGACAGCCAGUAUGUACAACAGCAAAUCCGACAGGCAUUAUCACUGAAAUCUACAUACUCAAUGCAUGCCCUGAAGUAACCCCUUAACCUCGGUAACCAUUGUUGACUAAUAAUCUCUAGUGUUACAUAUUCACUGCUAGGGAUUUUGCUGUGUAAUGCUUAUGUGUGGCACUUUCAUGUAUGCAACUAACAACAUGUAGAAAAGUAGAAAGUAUGUCUAAAUAACUAAUCCCUUUUUGGAAUUUUUUUACACAGUUCUAAAUAAGUCCUGUUCGUCGUGUAUUUUGAUUAAAGAUUUUUCAAAUUAACUU
This is a messenger RNA of Ciona intestinalis (vase tunicate), 2524 nucleotides long. The record is from RefSeq and is a predicted model, not a curated record. Lineage: Eukaryota; Metazoa; Chordata; Ascidiacea; Phlebobranchia; Cionidae.